AUGGUAUGUGUAUCCCUAUAUUUAUCCAAAUGAGAAAUUUUGAAUACUAACAUUACUACGUUGACAAAGUCUGCUUUAUUCAAUUUCCAAUCGCUACUUCAAGUUAUCCUACUAUUGAUUUGCACAUCUACAUACAUCCACAGUAUUGCCCCGGCAAUAUUGGACAACAGGAGGUCAGGCGUCUUGAGUGUUUUUUACAAAUUUGCAAGAAUCGGCGAGAGGUUAAGUCCCUAUGUCGCUAUUGGUUGUUUCAUCAUGGCAUUCAAUACAUUAAGGACAUAG
Lodderomyces beijingensis is the source of this 282-nucleotide messenger RNA. NCBI's taxonomy places the organism in Eukaryota, Fungi, Ascomycota, Pichiomycetes, Serinales, Debaryomycetaceae. The record is from the annotation of a GenBank genome assembly.